AAUGACGUCCUUAUCCGCUUUGCUUUAUUUGUAUUAGUUUAUGUUUUUAUGUAUUUGGUCUUUAAAUGGAAAAAAAUUCGCAAUAAAAAGUAAAUUUCUGAUAGAGAACAACGUAAAUAAUAGCAAAUAUUGCGGCCGAGGGAAAUCUUACGACUGCAACCUUAUUUUAUUCCGUCGAACCCUACCAAUGUAAACGGAAAAUCGAACGCGACUUAAAAUCAUUUUCGCUGUCAAAAUUUUUGUCAUGUAAACAAACAAGAGGGAUUUAGUUUUUGCUUACUGCGUAAAAGUGCUUUUAAUGUAAGCUACUGAUUGAAUAGCUGUUUACGGCUCAAAUCCGGUGAAAAUUGCAAGUCGCAGACUCGUUAGGCGUGUCCGCACCAAACGAAAAUGCCGCCAUCUAAAUUGUCCAAGUAUCUGAAAGAUGAACCCCAAAACCCAAAUAUCAAGAAAAGCAAAUUUAUUUCCGAUCAGCCUGGGGAGAAUAUUUGCUAUGAUUUCACCACAAAACUAAUCAGUAAUUUAAAUCUAUUGCGACGGGAGAAUAGGUUUUGUGACAUUGAUAUUAAAAUUGGAACUAAAAUAUUUAGAGCGCACAAAGCUAUAUUGUCUGCCAGUAGCUCGUAUUUCCACGCUAUGUUCACUGGGGAGUUAUGUGAGAAAAAUAAGAAAUGUGUGGAAUUGCAUGGGAUAAACCCUCAUAUUUUUGAUGUUUUGCUUAAUUUCAUGUAUUCGGGUGAGGUAAAGGUGAACAAGAAUAUAGUUGAGGACCUCGUUAUUGCUGCAGACAUGUUUGAAAUAAUUGAAAUAGUUACAGAGUGCACAUAUUUUUUAAUUGACCAACUACAUGAGACCAACGUGAUUGGGAUUUAUUUAUUUGCCCGAGAUCACAAUAUACUGGAAUUAAAGGUAUCUGCUAUAAGAUUUAUCGAGGAACAUUUCCCUGAAGUGUGCAAAGAAGAAGAGAUUUAUGAACUGGAAAAGGAUACGUUUAUUGGCUUCCUUGGUUCUGAAUAUCUAAAAAUUGUAUCGGAAUGUGAAAUGUUUCAGGCAGCCCUCAAAUGGAUCAACCAUGACAUCUCUAACAGGAAACAGUAUGUUUUUGAUAUUUUGAAGAAGGUGCGACUCCCUCUGAUAUCCUUCAGUUUCUUGGAACAGGCGAUCGAAAACUGUUCAGAUAGCAGCCUCAAGGUGGCUUUAAAGUCGGUACGCAGCGACAUAGCUAACCGAAGGGGUUGUCUGGUACCUUUAAAUGUCAAGCCUCGAAAAUGCGCCAAGAAGGACAUUUAUGUUAUCGGCGGCUCAAAGAGGGAAUUGCACAGCGUUUGGGAUCGGGGUCUUGAAAUGAGCUAUGUAUCCAUUGAGAAAUUCGACACGUUUAGCAGAAAAUGGACCAAAUUGCCAGAUAUGAAAGUAAACCGCUUAGUACCUGGCGUGGCGUCCAUGAACGGGCACAUCUAUGUGGUGGGAGGCGAGGAGGAUUCAAAUAUUCUAUCCAGCUGUGAAAGAUAUGAUCCGGUAACCAAAAUAUGGACCUCUAUCGCUAGCAUGCUGAUAUCCAGGUGUGAGUUUGGCCUCUGUGCCAUGAACGGUUACCUCUACGCAAUGGGAGGUUGGGUCGAUUCCGAUAUGUGCGACUCAAUUGAGCGAUACGAUCCGAAGGUGGACCAUUGGGAACUAGUGGGGAAUCUUACGGAGCCAAGGUUUAGCAUGGGUGUGGUUGCCUAUGAAGAUCGGAUUUAUAUGGUGGGUGGAUGUUCUCUGAAUCAGCGUAAUAUGCAAGACUUGAUGAAAUACAAUCCAGCUACUGGCGAAUGGCAGAAAUUGCCACCUAUGUCAAUUGCCAGGUUCCAAAUGGGUGUGGUCGUAUUGGAUGAUUACUUGUAUGUGGUGGGGGGUACCCAUAAACAGCAGGUGCUCAACUCCGUCGAAAGGUAUUCUUUUAAAAAGAACAAAUGGGAAAUGGUACCGCCGAUGAAGCUGGAAAGGAGUGGGCCCGCUGUGUCCGCGAUUGAUGGCUUCUUGUACGUCAUAGGAGGGGCUCAGAUGCACGCGACUCCGUUCUACAGAGCCCAGUGCACCAUCGCCGACGUCGAAUGUUUCGAUCCGUACACAAACUCAUGGUCCGACUGCCCGCCAUUGUCCGAGACCAGGGCGGAGGCGGGAGCGGUCGUUAUAUGAUCUCUAACCUAUUGGGCUCCAGGCGUGUCGACUGAAGACGAUUAGCCUGGACCCUUUGGGCAUUUUUGUUGGUUUUGUAGCCGGGCGGGGUGAGUUGACAACGAAAAUUUUCUGAUGGAGGCAGCUUUUAGUUUUUGCGUUUAGGGGCGAGUAGUACGAGAUUAACUCGGAUUUAUAUCGCAUCGUUUUGAUCAACAUCAGGAAUCAUAAAGAUCUUUGUGUAAAUAGCUGGCCGGUGUUGCAAAAUUCAUUAGAAAAAUUGUUAAUUUAGAGGUUAGAAAUCAAAAUGGGGCUUUCUCAAAUUUGGUUUUAAUUUACAUCUGAUCUUCAAGUGUGACUUGUAGUUACUUAUCUGACGUUGCAUCGUGUGCACUUCACGCUUACAGUUUUUAGGCAGGUCAUAGGUUUACUAUCCUAGGACUCAUUCAAAGGGUUUUUGUGCUUAAGCAUGUAUUUUCAGAAAAUAUUUUGUUUUUCCUUUUGGGAGAUGUCUUAUCUCUAAUUUAAUUUUAGGUGCAUGCUGUGCUGUGCAAUGUUCGCUAUAAAUGUCUUUAUAUGUACCUCAGGACAAUGUGGUUGAAUUAAUUUUCUGGUGUCCACUUCAAAUAUAACGUUUUACGUAGUAUGUACCUAGCCACUGUCUUUUUGUGAAUUUUCGCUAGUUAUUAUUGCAUGCCCCAUCUGAAAAGUCAAAAGUAAAAUCUGGAAAAAAUUGUUCCAAUAAAAAACUGCUAGUAAUUAAAUUAAGUGGUUUUCUUCAAUUUUACAAUUUUUCAACUCCAAACAUUGUACAUCGAAAAUAAUUACGUUUUUUUGUGCUGACCCCUGAGUCUUUGAAUGAAUUUUGUAACACCAUAUUAUGUGUCUAAUGUUGGUAUAAUCAAUAGACAAAGUAGAAAUAUGUAUCAAGUUAGAAAUUUAGCACCGACAUAACAAAGUUGAUGGUAUUUAGUAUCCAGCAUGAAUGCCAAAUCUACUUUAUUCUUCCUCCCCCGUAUUUAAUAUAUUCGCUAUUAGCCCAAUAUUUUUCAUCCCACAUGUAUUAUUUCAUAAAUUUUUUAUCUAUCGAGAAGCGUUUCCCAUUAACAUAGGGAUAGGGAACACUAAUAAAGGAGGACCAGAAGCUGUCACAACUGUGAGGAGUUUUCCUCUCGUGAUGUUAUGGCAAUGGGUAUUUGGGGUAAUCGUUCCGCAUCGUGCCAGUUGACCCAAAUCAUACAUAUCCUGUUUUGCCUCCAAUGUCACCCUUUCACAAAUUUCAAUUUGGAUGACAAAUUUGAAUGGAGGUAAUUCUGUAUGAAAUAAAGUGAAUGAAGGAUAACUGCAAAGCAAGGCCAUAUAUCUCACAACUUUUGACCUUCACAAAUGUCUACCUGGGCCAUGGCCAUCUAUUUGUGCUUGUACAUGUUUCUAUUUCCAUUCCAGACAAAUGUCUCAGUGUUCUGAUAUCCAUAUCUUACCCACAAAUUUCCUCCAAAUGUACUUUAAAAUGUGUCAUGUAGCUUUCAAUGGUUGCUGUAUAGGUGUUUAAAUGUCAUGUAUAUUCAUGUCGUUACACCCUUUACUGCGCAGAUUGGUUAUCUUUAGAGGAAAUGCACCUAAUAUGAGACACCUUUUUAUUUUUGUUAAAUAAAGGGGUAAGAAUGUUUAAAAAUAUGCAAAGGCUAGACCGUUGUGUAUACUUUUAAUUUAUAACGUUAAAAUUAUUCAAAAUAUUAAUUAUUUUGGUGAAGUAAUAAAAAGUAGAAAAGUCAAUUUUUGUUAUUUUCAAAUUUUGUCUCCCAAUGAAGGACUGUUUCAAAAUAGAAAACCUAGAAAAAUAAGGAGAGGAACUAAAAUAAAAUUAUUGUUCAAUCAUCAGUUGAGUCGUCAUAAUGAAUCUGUUUGAUACAAUUUUAGCCCUUUUGGUACUUUUAGCUUUGGAUUGUUGUUUGCUCUUGGUCCUGGAGGCUUUGGUUUUUUAUUUUCUUUGUUUUUUUUAGUUUCUUUGUUAGGGAUUCUUCCAACUUCUUUUUGUAUGUUAUUAAACUUGCUUUACCUUUCUGUUUAUUAGUAUUUGCAGAGGUUGAUGGCAUUGAGCAAACAUCUUUUGCAGAGACCAGCAAAUCAUAUUUAUCAGACUUGAUCUUGGUUGAUGGAAUUGCCUUGCUACAGGUUUCUUAGACUUUGGAAGAUCAACAGCCAUAUUCUAAAGGACCCCAUUUUCAUUAUUUGUUUCUUGUAAUGGUCGAUUUUGCUUUCCUUCCAAGAAAUCAGUGUGCCUGAAGACACUUUUGUUGCAAGGAAAGAGACCUAUUUUUCUAGAUGAAUUAAGUGAUGCAACAUUAAAAAAAUUGGAUCCUUUUUUCUUGGUUAGUUUUUGAUUUUACGAGGGAACACUAAUAAAGGAGGAACAAAAGUACCAGAAGCUGUCACAACUGUAAGGAGUUUUCCUUUCUCUUGUGAUGUUAUGGCACAACCGGUUUUUCCUUCAAGCCAAUGAUUUUACUUUGUUUGUUUAACGACCGUGAUACCUGUUUGGUCAACUUUGUGUGACCUAUGUGAAGAAAAAUUAUAUUUUUCCAUCUCCUUUUCAAAUAUUUUGAAGAAUUGUGCAACGUUUUCGGCACCCUCGCAUUUGCCUAUGAAGUAUAUACCGAUAACUCGGAUAACUAGGGAUGCUUUAAACCAUUUAUAAUUGCUAAUUCGAACGCCAUAUAGUUGAUAUUUCUCCUUUGAAGACCAAAAUACUUUGUUUCCAUUUGAAUUCAGUAAUUUUUCUUUCAAAAGGAAGUGAAGUAGUUUUGGUGAGUUGGAACAUUGAAUAUUUUGGAGGCCCUAAAGUACCCCAUCACCUUAUUUCUUACUGCAUUAACAGCGCUAAUCAUGAUCCCACUGCAUUUUUAAUAUGUUUAAGCGUCUGCAAAAAAAUUUCUUACAAUUAUAACAAAACUAAAAGCGCUCCUAAUAUGAGGUAUCUUAUAUUAAGAUCCUUGUUGUACCUCAUGUUAGGAACCUUAGCAAGAAAUUAUUUACAUGUUUUUUUCCAAACAUCACAUAAGUUUUUAUUCAUUUUAUUUAUUUCGAACAAUAAAACAACGUCCACACAACAAAGCAAAUAAGCAAAACCUAUUAAUUUUCUUAUCUAUUAAACAAAAAAAUCACCUCAAAUUUUGAUAUUGCAGAAACGCAUAAACCCACAUACACGUGCCGUGUAUUGACAGCAACUAAAAUCAAUUCCAGCUGAUUUCAGAUUUCACCGUACGAUAAAUUAAUUUCGGACGUUGUCGCUAGAUGACGACUGUCAGUUGACGAGAACAUAAUAUGGUGUCUCAUAAUAGGUGCCAAUGUCAUAUUAGGUGCCUUUCCUCUAUAUUCGUUUGAAAUGAUAAAUCGAAUAUUUUGGAUCAUUUGAGAAACUUGAUGUAAGCUGUUGUUUAACAUUUAAAAAGUUUAUGGAGAGGAAAUGAAAUUAUGCGCAAUAUAUAU
Cylas formicarius (sweet potato weevil) is the source of this 5649-nucleotide messenger RNA. RefSeq names its product actin-binding protein IPP. Gene Ontology annotation, molecular function: protein binding. Bases 391 to 2181 code for a protein of 596 amino acids. Lineage: Eukaryota; Metazoa; Arthropoda; Insecta; Coleoptera; Brentidae. The transcript has 5 exons. The record is from RefSeq and is a predicted model, not a curated record.